Molecule: messenger RNA, 1465 nt
Organism: Salpingoeca rosetta
Lineage: Eukaryota; Choanoflagellata; Craspedida; Salpingoecidae
Exons: 15
Coding region: 47-1420 (457 amino acids)
Biological process (GO): transmembrane transport
Cellular component (GO): membrane
Molecular function (GO): transmembrane transporter activity
Source: RefSeq, a predicted model, not a curated record
CACACACACACACACACACACACACACACAUACACACACACACGCCAUGGAGAUUGGAUGGGGCCAGAAGGCCCUCUUCUGGGCUGUGAUGUUCCUGUACAUGAUGGCCAUCCAGCUUGGCGGUGCACCGGGCAACGAGCUUGUGCAAAAGAUGGUCUGCGAGCGCGAUCGCCACCACAAUGUCGUCAACGCAACACAGCCGGACUACUGCGAUUCAUCCCGCGUGACGGGCAAGGCCUCUGAGCUGCUCGUGUACUACAACCUGGCCAUGGUGAUCCCGUCCUUCUUUGUCGUCACAACGCUUGGCGCCCUCUCAGACAAGUUUGGCCGCAAGCCCAUGAUGUUCCUGCCGUGCGUGGGCUCGCUGCUGCAGCAGCUUGGCAUUCUGCUUGUCAUCUACAUGGACCUCGCCCUCCCCUGGCUGUAUCUGCCCAUGCUCUGCUACGGCAUCUUCGGCACAUACGCCCUCUUCCUCAUGUCCCUCUUCACAAGCGUUGCGGACGUGACCUCUGAGAAGGACCGCACGGCGUGGAUUGGCGUCAUGGAGGGCAUGAAUCUCGCCGGCGCGUGUGCUGGCUACUACAUCGGUGGUGUUGUGACGCGACAGCUCGGUUACGCCGCCGUCUUCUGGCUCGUUGCGUGCGUGUAUGUGCUGGUGAUGGUGCUGAUCUGCUUCAUCCGGGAGCCGCUGCUGAAGCAGAACAGGAAGCGCCACGUGCCCUGGGCCGACGCCAACAUCGUCGCUGUCCUCCUCAUCCUCUUCAGGCGGCUGGAUCGGGCGCUGCUUGGAACGGCGUUUCUUUUGCUGAUGACAACACAAGUCGGCUACCAAAUUGUGAUUCUGUAUCUGCGCCACAUUUUCCACUGGCACGAGGACACCGUUGGCGCCUUCCUUGCCGUGUUCAAGGCAACCCAGGGUUUGAGCGUGCUUGUUGUGCUUCGCGUCAUCACAUAUUUCUUCGGCCAGAAGGCAAAGGACUACCCCCUUGCACAGGUUUCACUCGCCGUCAUGAUUGCGCAAUAUCUCCUGUGGGCGUUUUUCCGCGAAGAGCACGUCAUGUUCGCCCUCACAGCGCUGGGUCUCAUUGCGGGGAUGGCGUCUGCAAUUGCGCGGUCCAUGAUCUCCAAGACGGCGUCGCCCUCAGAGCAGGGCGGGGUGUUCUCUGCGCUCGGGGCGGUUGAGGUGCUGACGGGUUUGACGGGCCCCAUGAUCUUCAACCACGUCUACACCGCCACCGUCCAUACCCGCGACAACACAUUCCUCUUCGUCGGCGCAGGCCUGUCUGGGGUGGUUGCGCUGCUGCUGUGGUGGUACGCCGCCGUGCGCCCGCGCAAGGAGCCCGCGACGGAGCUGGACCCACUCAUCACCAACUUCACCGGCGAUCCAAACGAAAAGCACCGCAACAAGAACGUCGUGUGAUCGUGUGAUCGUGUGAUCGUAUGAUCGUAUGAUCGUAUGAUCGUA